AUGCCCUGCUUGGUUGCUUUCAAAAGUGACGGCACCUGUCGGCUUGUUGCGUACAAUUCCAACUGGACUGGAAAGGCUGCCUGCACGGUGGAAGCCAGCAACUUGUGCCUAUCCGAACCACCGCUGCUAGCUCUGACCACGCCAAUUCUACUAGGUGAGACGGUAAACAGCACCCGUGCCAUGAUCAUUUCACUGCCGAAGAAACUCUACGAAUCACUUCAGCCCUUUGACUUGGAAGUCGGAACGACUCGUCAAAGCCAGUCCGUCCUACCUCCACAGAAUAUUGAUUGGUUGAUCAAACCUGUUUCGAAAAAUGAGUUCUCCGUCAUCCUUAAAUAUCGCCCGCCGACAACAAACCCUGGCCUACUCAAAACCUUCACAUUUGUCCUCGGCGAAAAGGGGGCUGAGAGAGAGCGCGUCGUUGUAAGCGUCAGUGACGGGGUCUCCCGUCAACUUGGUGCUGACGGUUCAGUCACACCCAGUGAAGUGCUUUGGUCUCAGGCGGAUGAAACAAUCCUCCUUAACGUCACGUUGAAAUCACGGUUUUCUCAAGGCGAAGCCGUCCAAUUGUCGGUAUUCACCAACGGGGAUGAAGAUGGAGCGGCUGUUUUCACGCUAAAGCCUCCGACUUUCGAUCCAGUGCAAUUUUGGGAAGCCAAAGUCAAGUCUGUGCAGAGCAACGCGAUAUCCUUUACAUGGACCACGCCAAUCUUCGGAAGCCAGAACUUGUCAGAGGUAAUCAUUAAGGCCAAGCCCACGGACAGGAAGUUGCCGGAACGAACAACCCACAAGACUGGUUACUACGGCGAUGUGGACGGAUUGCAACCGUGGACAAACUAUAGCAUCACCCUAACUGCCGUCUACAUCCACGGAUCUUAUAAAAAGGAAAUUGGAACGUAUCGGACAGCCGUUGAUGCCGUAGACAGAACGGAGGGACGCUCGCACAUCGCCGUGCACUGUCUAGAAAACGAGCAUCAGUUCGACUUUGAUGGUGCCCAGGUCAUAGGCCGAGUCGACAGCAAACUGGCGAGGGAAGUUAUUGAGGCCUGGAAAACGCACAGCAACUCAAUCAACGGAAUUUUAGAGCUCCCCAAGCCAUAUGCUGCCGCACGGUUGCACAUGCGCACGAGAAGAGUUCCAAUAAGACGAGGGGACGGUGGACCAACCAGCAGCUAA
Molecule: messenger RNA, 1176 nt
Organism: Dibothriocephalus latus
Lineage: Eukaryota; Metazoa; Platyhelminthes; Cestoda; Diphyllobothriidea; Diphyllobothriidae
Source: the annotation of a GenBank genome assembly